AUUCAGUUGACAUUAAUUAAUUUCCAUUAUAUAUAGGUAGAUCUUACCCCAGUGCUUUCAGAGGAUGACAUCCCGGAUUCUAGCGGUUUUCCUGCUCUGGGUCACUGUCUCACAACUAAUAAGUUGUGAAAAAUACCCCGAGGAUGCAGAGACCGCAUUGAAAAUCUUUCAAAUGUGGAAAAAGGAGCACAACAAAGAGUACAGAAAUCAGGAAAUAGAAGGCAGAAAAUUCAAGGUCUUCAUGGAAAAUCUGAAAGUCAUAAACGAACUCAACGUUAUGUUUGAGGGGAAGACGGUCUUUGGCUUGAACCAUCUGGCAGAUUUAAGUCAAAAGGAAUUUUCCAAAACAGUAUUAAUGCCCAAAAGAAGGGCGCCAGUUUUUGAAAAAGAAAGAUAUGUAAGGAGCUCAAGGUCUGGAUCUCUCCCUGACUCAUUCGAUUGGUCAACCCAAAACAAAGUCACAGCAAUCAAGGAUCAAGGUGCUGCCGGGUCAUGUUGGGCUUUCAGCGCUAUUGGUAACAUAGAGGGACAAUGGGCAAUGAUGGGGAAACCUCUGACCAACUUUUCUGUGGAGCAGAUUGUGGAUUGUGAUGGGAUGGAGGAUGUCCCAAAGGGUGAGGCGGACUGUGGAGUUUUUGGAGGUUGGCCCUUUCUAGCGUAUCAGUAUGUCAUGAAAGCGGGAGGUUUGGAAACCUGGGAAGAUUACUGGUAUUGUUCCGGUCUAGGUGGCGCUCCAGGCACAUGUGAGGUUUGCCCCGCCCCUGGCUACAACACAACACUCUGUGGCCCACCCAUACCCUACUGUAAUAUGAGUCAAAGCUGUGUCACAAAAUUAGACGUCAGCAAGUUCCACCCAGGCUUAAAAGUAAUGUCCUGGAAAGCUAUUGAUGAGAAUGAGACAUCAAUUGCUGAGCAGCUCAUAAAGCUGGGACCAUUGUCUGUGGCCCUUAAUGCUGAGCUUCUUCAGUUUUACCAUCAUGGAAUCUUUGAUCCGCCAUCCUUUGUCUGUAACCCAAAAAGUUUGGAUCAUGCUGUGUUGCUGGUGGGUUUCGGAACAGAAAAAUCUAUUUUUGGAACCAAAGACUAUUGGAAAAUCAAAAACUCGUGGGGUCCUAAGUGGGGUGAGAAGGGUUACUUCCGAAUGCUACGUGGACAAGGGAAAUGUGGAAUAAAUACUGCAGUGACCACCGCCGUAUUGGAUCAAAAUUAGCCAUCUCGUGUUAUCGCUCUUGCUCAAAAUACAUUUCGCUAUAUGAUAAUUGUGCCAUGAUGUAACUUUGUUCAGAAAUAGUUUUGUAGCAGAUAGAAAUAGUAACUGGCAGAUGUGUAUGUGUAUUAAAUUGAAAAAUAUAUUUUAAUAUAAAGUGUAAAAAUUCAGGAUACUUAUUCCUUUUUGCAAAUGAAGAAACGUUAAACUGUACCUUGUGUAUAUACUUGUAUUAUGUAUUAUUGGGGACAACGUGCUUUUAACAGAAAUAAGUGUCUCAGGAAUUAAAACAGUCUUUAAUAAAUAUAUUUCUAAAACAUACUAACUAUAUGGAAAGUCAUUCAUGUUGAGUUUAACCAAUGAUAUAGUUUUACAAAUUUCUGUUUAUAAUAAACUUGUUUGUACAUGUA
Saccostrea cuccullata (small rock oyster) is the source of this 1617-nucleotide messenger RNA. RefSeq names its product cathepsin L-like. Lineage: Eukaryota; Metazoa; Mollusca; Bivalvia; Ostreida; Ostreidae. Gene Ontology annotation, molecular function: cysteine-type endopeptidase activity. Gene Ontology annotation, cellular component: lysosome. The transcript has 11 exons. Bases 65 to 1210 code for a protein of 381 amino acids. The record is from RefSeq and is a predicted model, not a curated record.